GGGCCUGGGUGUGAGGGUGAGUGUGCCUUCUCCUGGUGUUUCUGCUCGUUCUACCUUCGUCUUUCCGUCUUCUCCUUUUGCACCGAAAAUGGGCGAAAGGCCACUUACCGAUGCAGAGAAGAAGCGGCAGAUAUCUAUGCGAAGGCUGCCAGUAGUUGAAGACGUGAACGGAAUCAAGGAGGCAUUCAAUCGGCAUCUGCAUUACUCCCUAGUUAAGGACAGAAAUGUGGCUACGACCCAAGACUACUACUUCGCUCUCGCUCAUACAGUCAAGGAUCACUUGGUUGGCAAAUGGAUACGGACCCAACAAACCUACUACGAAAAAGACCCCAAGCGUGUAUACUACCUAUCCCUUGAGUACUAUAUGGGCCGUGCUCUCAGCAACACUAUGAUCAACCUUGGCAUCCAGGGGGAGUGUGACGAGGCUGCAUAUCAGCUUGGACUUGACAUGGAGGAGCUAGAGGAGAUGGAGGAAGAUGCUGGUCUUGGUAAUGGUGGAUUGGGACGGCUUGCUGCUUGCUUCUUGGACUCCAUGGCAACCCUUGGCUACCCAGCCUAUGGUUAUGGCAUCCGCUACGAGUAUGGCAUCUUCAAGCAGGAGAUAGAUGACAAAGGCAAUCAGGUGGAGCACCCUGACGAGUGGCUGAGGUUUGGAAAUCCAUGGGAGAAGGCGCGGCCAGAGUACCUUAUUCCGGUGCAUUUCUAUGGGAAGCAGGAGAGUGACAAAGAUGGUAUUCAAAACAAGUGGGUUGACACCAAUGUCGUAUAUGCAAUGCCUUAUGACCAACCUAUCCCUGGAUAUAAGAACAACACUUGUAACACCAUGAGGCUCUGGGCUGCCAAGGCAUCCAAAGACUUUGAUCUCUCCUAUUUCAAUGAUGGCGACUACAUAAAGGCCGUGUGUGAGCGAAAUGCUUCUGAGAACAUUUCUAGAGUUCUGUACCCCAAUGAUAAUUUUUUUGAAGGGAAAGAAUUGAGAUUAAAGCAGGAGUAUUUCAUGGUGUCGGCCACUCUUCAGGACAUCGUGCGAAGAUACAAGUCUUCAAAGUUUGGUGUGAGGUCAGCAGUUAGGACUGAUUUCCUGCACUUUCCUGAAAAGGUUGCUAUUCAGCUCAACGACACACAUCCAUCACUUGCCAUCCCUGAGCUGAUGAGGAUAUUUUUGGAUCUAGAGGGACUCACUUGGGAUGAGGCAUGGAAAAUCUGUGUGGAUACAUUCGCCUACACCAACCACACCCUACUCCCCGAGGCAUUAGAAAGAUGGAACACUAACAUGCUUGAGUAUAUCCUACCACGCCAUCUCACCAUCAUAUAUGAAAUCAAUGCACAGCACCUGAAGAAUGUUGCCAAAAAGUUUCCGGAUGAGCCUGACCGCAUCCGCCGCAUGUCCCUGGUAGAGGAGGGCAACGAGAAGAAGAUUAACAUGGCCUUCUUGUGUAUCGUUGGCUCCCAUGCUGUUAACGGAGUGGCUGCCCUACACUCAGAGCUUCUAAAGAAAGGAAUGUUCAAGGACUUCUAUGAGAUGAGCCCUGAGAAGUUCCAGAACAAGACAAACGGUGUCACUCCUCGAAGAUGGCUCCUGCUUUGUAAUCCUGGUCUUUCAGACCUUAUUUGUGAGAAAAUAGAGGAAAGUUGGAUAACAAACUUGUCCGACCUGACCAAGUUAAAGAAGUUUGCUAAAGACAAGAAUUUCCUCCAUGCAUUCAUGCGUUCUAAGCAGGAGAACAAGAUCCGCCUUGCUGCAUACAUCCAGAGCGAGUAUAAAGUAGAUGUCAAUGUGAACUCUAUUUUUGACAUCCAAGUUAAGCGCAUCCAUGAGUAUAAACGUCAACUGAUGAACUGCCUGCAUGUCAUCAUCCUCUACAACCGGCUAAAGGCAAAUCCAAAUAUGACCUUUGUGCCACGCACUGUUAUGGUUGGAGGGAAGGCAGCCCCUGGCUACCACAUGGCCAAGCUUAUCAUUAAGUUGAUCAACAGUGUUGCCAAAGUGGUCAACAAUGACCCUAUCAUUGGGGACAAACUAAAGGUGGUGUUUCUGGAAAAUUACCGUGUCUCACUGGCUGAGAAAGUUAUCCCAGCUGCAGACUUGUCUGAGCAGAUCUCCCUGGCGGGCACUGAGGCGUCCGGGACAGGAAACAUGAAAUUCAUGAUGAAUGGUGCACUGACCAUUGGCACCCUUGAUGGAGCUAACGUGGAGAUGAUGGAAGAGAUGGGUAAAGAAAACAUAUUUAUCUUUGGUAUGACAGUGGAGGAGGUGGAAGCCUUGAGUCGCAAAGGAUAUAAUCCCAAGACCUACUACGAGAGAAACCCUGAACUCAAGAAAGCUCUGGAUCAAAUCCGUGACAACUACUUCUCUCCAAAGGAGCCUGGGGUUUUCCAAGAUGUUGUCAACUCUUUACUUUACCAUGACAGAUUUUAUCUGUUAGCAGAUUUUGAUGCAUAUCUGAAGUGCCAAGAGAGAGUCAGCCAGACGUUUAUGAAACCUGAAAAGUGGUGCACCAUGGCACUCAUGAAUGUGGCUUCAUCUGGGAAGUUCUCAACUGAUCGCACAAUCCGUCAGUACGCAGAGGAAAUAUGGGGUGUCAAGUCAGUUGAUUCUGAGGUCAAGCCUAUUGCUGGUAUCUAAAGGAAAGCAAGCAGUCCCCAACGACUACUGCUGAUGGUACUUUAGACAAGACUGAGUCAUUUAGUGUUAGAACAUUUAGCUUAAGCUACAUAAGCAUUAUAAUGGAAUACAUUUAGAACUUGGGUUAUUGGUGACAAUGUACUGGUAACCAUGGUUACUUUAUACUGUAGCCAUGUUAAAUAAAGAAACUAAGUUAUGAUUAUACAGUUGUAAAUUACUUGUGAAAUAAAUAGAAAUGUUUAUAAAAAUGCAUACCCAA
Molecule: messenger RNA, 2885 nt
Organism: Nematostella vectensis (starlet sea anemone)
Lineage: Eukaryota; Metazoa; Cnidaria; Anthozoa; Actiniaria; Edwardsiidae
Product: glycogen phosphorylase, brain form
Exons: 20
Coding region: 89-2626 (845 amino acids)
Biological process (GO): glycogen catabolic process
Cellular component (GO): cytoplasm
Molecular function (GO): glycogen phosphorylase activity; pyridoxal phosphate binding
Source: RefSeq, a predicted model, not a curated record